Molecule: messenger RNA, 2398 nt
Organism: Sander lucioperca (pikeperch)
Lineage: Eukaryota; Metazoa; Chordata; Actinopteri; Perciformes; Percidae
Gene: atf7a
Product: activating transcription factor 7a
Exons: 12
Coding region: 9-1679 (556 amino acids)
Biological process (GO): regulation of transcription by RNA polymerase II
Molecular function (GO): cAMP response element binding; DNA-binding transcription factor activity, RNA polymerase II-specific
Source: RefSeq, a predicted model, not a curated record
GUCUAGCCAUGGAUCUGGCAGUGGCUACGAGAACUGAGGUGAAUUCUCGCGAUGACUUGACGUCGAAGGGGAGUGUCAAAUUCCAAGAGAGGAGAGGAGAGGGGAGCCAGAGAGAGAGGGGCGCAAGGGAUUUGCCACUUCACAAAUCAAGAAAAGCCGCAGCAAUGUUCUCCUCUUCUCCUCUCACGCAGUUACAUUGCAAGCUCUUUGCAAAAAUGGGGGACGACCGACCUUUUGUGUGCAGUGCUCCUGGCUGUGGACAGAGGUUUACCAAUGAGGACCACUUGGCUGUACACAAACACAAGCAUGAGAUGACACUGAAAUUUGGACCAGCCAGGACAGACUCUGUCAUCAUUGCAGACCAGACACCUACUCCCACCCGCUUCCUAAAGAACUGCGAGGAGGUUGGUCUGUUCAAUGAGCUGGCCAGCUCCUUCGAACAAGACGAUGAUGACAAGAGAGCAAAAAACUCUCUCCCUGCUCCCAACUCUGUGGCUGUGGACAUGAGCGUGCAGGCAUCAUCAGACGUGAAGGUGAAAGAAGAGGCACCUGUAGAGGUCGACUCCUCGCCACCAAGCAGCCCUGAAUCUUUCUCUGAAGAUUCAGAAAACAGCAUCGAGCCUCUGGUUAAAGGAAAGGACACACCACCCAGAAGUUCAGCCCCCACCCCAACUAUUGUGCGUCCAGGUUCCCUCCCACUACACUUGGGCUUUGAUGCCCUUCAGCCCACCAUGCCGUCACCCACCUCUGUCAUCACACAGACACCACCUUCCAAUCGUACUCUGUGUUCGCCAACCAGCCACUACCCCAUGAUGAUGCUUCCCUCUGGUCAGGCAGUGCCUGUGCUCCCUGGUCCAGUACAUAUGCCCUCUGUCAUCAAUCUGGCCCGACCCAUGUGCAUGGUACCCAACAUUCCUGGGAUCCCCGGGCCUCCUCUGGGAGGCAGCAGCAGCGGCUCUAACUCCCCCUCUGGCUACAGCAUCCACUCAGAGGCCAAGAUGCGUCUGAAGGCUGCACUGUCCCAGCAGAGCCCGUCAGGAUACAGUAUGGGGGUCAUGUCCAUGGGCGGCAGCCCCAUGAUACCUCAGAGGGCAGAGCAGAGCCAGCUGCUUGUCCAACAUCCAGAUGCUCCAUCACCUGCACAACCUCAGGUAUCUCCAGCACAGCCUACAGGUGGGCGUCGGCGGCGGACGGCCGAAGAUGACCCAGAUGAGCGAAGGCAGCGUUUCCUUGAGAGGAAUCGGGCCGCUGCAUCGCGCUGCAGACAGAAACGCAAACUGUGGGUCAGCUCCCUAGAGAAGAAGGCUGAGGAGCUCUGCAACCUGAACGUCUCAUUGUCUAAUGAAGUGUCUCUGUUGCGAAACGAGGUGGCUCAUUUAAAGCAGCUGCUGCUGGCCCACAAGGACUGUCCUGUGACCACCCUACAGAAGAAGACUGCCUACUUAGCUGCAGAAGAGAGCAUGAAAGACACCUCACAGCCUUCAGGUUCCCCUGCCCCAGUGAUCCAGCACAGCUCUUUGGCGCACAGCCCCUCUGCAGGGCACAACGGCCUGAGCUCAAGGGCAGCAGCUGAGGCCAUGGCUAUGUCUGUGCUGGCAGGAAUGGGCCAGCAUCAGAGGGCUGAGAGUGGAUCCUCUCACAUUAUCAUGGCUGCACAGUCUCAAUCUGCUGCCAGAUGAUGAGCGAUGCCACCCCGGCCCAGACUUGGCUCACAUUCGACACCCAGGGGUAAAAAGGAGCAGCGGACCGCCCCUCCCAACUUUCCUCAAUCUAGAAGUGCACAUCUCUCAUCUUCCCCCUUCGCUGUGCUCCUCUGCUCUCUCUGACCCUCCUGUGGAGCCAUCAUGCUGUGGCCUGGAGCUCAGCAGCAGCCUUCUGGGAAUGGACUGAGACUUUUGAGAGAGCUUCCUGUUCACUUUGCCAUAGACUACAGGGGCUGGACUCCAACCUCCCAUCAUCGUUCCCCCUCUGUGCUUCCCUACUCAUCUCUCCACCCACCCUCAGUCAAAAUGGCUCUUCACUGGACUGUAGGACUGCAUCACUCUGAGUGUACUGCAGUAAUGAACAGUUUGCACAAACGUGUGGAUAAACAUUCUCGAUCAAAUCACAUACCAAACAACACACAGGGCUUUACACUGUUUUCAGCAGGGAAUAGUGCCUUGUGCUCCACAACUUUUUAGCCAUGCACACACCCACUCAUGCCAUCACAGCAUACGUCCCCAUACAUCCUUAGCUCCAAAGAUGCAGUAGUUGUCUAGACGUCAGUGACUUAGAUCUCAAAUACUCAAAUAAACCUUUUGUAAAUGGUUCCACCUCAAGGCGAUCUCAUCAUGGACCCAAAAACCUUACCUCAAUUACUCCCAUUUAUGAUAAAAUUAAUAAACUGUGUGUGUGAUAA